AUGAAACUAUCGCUAUCAGUGUUGUGAAACAACUGUGCAAAACGCAAGAAGAAGCAGCAUUAAUAAACAAUAUAAAACCAUUUCAUUUGCAAUGCUCUUUUAUUCGUUCUUCAAAUCUCUCGUGGGCAAAGAAGUUGUGGUCGAGCUGAAAAAUGACCUAAGCAUUUGCGGCACGCUGCACUCCGUUGAUCAGUACCUUAACAUAAAACUGACAGACAUCAGCGUCACAGAUCCCGACAAAUACCCGCACAUGCUGAGCGUCAAAAACUGUUUCAUCCGCGGCUCUGUCGUGCGCUAUGUGCAGCUGCCCGGCGACGAGGUGGAUACACAGCUGCUGCAGGACGCGGCACGCAAGGAGGCGGUGGUAAGCACGAGAUAAAGGUGGCGCUCUCUAUGGUACGAAUUAUACAUUAAGCCGGGUUCCCAUGUCUAAGAAACUUUACACUUCGCGAUGUACAUUGAAUUGUCUAUAUGUCUGACCUACAUCUAAGUGAAAAUCUGUUAAAAACAAGAAAUUUGAUUGAAUAUACGAUUAUUUAGAAAAAACCAAA
Molecule: messenger RNA, 551 nt
Organism: Drosophila virilis
Lineage: Eukaryota; Metazoa; Arthropoda; Insecta; Diptera; Drosophilidae
Product: U6 snRNA-associated Sm-like protein LSm2
Biological process (GO): mRNA splicing, via spliceosome
Cellular component (GO): U4/U6 x U5 tri-snRNP complex; P-body; catalytic step 2 spliceosome
Molecular function (GO): RNA binding
Source: RefSeq, a predicted model, not a curated record